Penicillium salamii is the source of this 951-nucleotide messenger RNA. The record is from the annotation of a GenBank genome assembly. Lineage: Eukaryota; Fungi; Ascomycota; Eurotiomycetes; Eurotiales; Aspergillaceae.
AUGAAUCGGAGUGUCAGCAAAAUGUGGGAAAAGUACUGCCUGCGUCCAACGCAGGGCACUGUAUCCACCACCAUCCCAAUUUUCAUCUACGGCACAGCCUGGAAGAAAGAUCGCAGCGCAGAUCUGGUGUACAAUGCAAUAAAUGCUGGGUUUAGAGCUGUGGAUACCGCGGCCCAACCCCGUCAUUACCAGGAGCAUCUCGUUGGCGACGGUAUCCGCAGAGCUAUUGCCGAUGGGAUCGUCGAACGAAAGGACUUAUAUGUUCAAACUAAAUUUAGCCCCAUCUCGGCGCAGGACCCUGACAACAUGCCAUAUGAUGCUUCUGCGCCAGUAACCGAACAAGUCCAUGCAUCGAUUAAAUCAUCUUUGCAAAACCUUCGCUCAGAAGAGGACCUCAAAUCCGUGGACGAGUCAUACAUUGAUACUGUGGUCAUUCACUCGCCACUUUCAACUCUUGCCCAGACGCUAGAGGCCUGGCAUGCCCUGGAAACCUAUGUCCCCCACCGCAUCCGCAACCUAGGAAUCUCCAAUUGUACACUACCCAUGUUGAGAGAACUCUGUACCUCGAGCCAGACUACCGUGAAGCCAUCGGUGGUUCAGAACAGAUUCUACGAAGACACGUUGUUUGACGUCCCUCUCCGAGCAUUCUGUCGUGAUAACCAGGUCAUCUACCAAAGUUUCUGGACUUUGACAGCCAACCCAGACCUUGUACGAUCCAGCCCUGUGCAACAACUGGCUCGUCAUGUGGAGAUAACUCCGGCAGCAGCCUUUUACACUUUGGUUAUGGGUCUGAAAGAUGUGACUGUGUUGAACGGAACUAAGAACGAUGAGCGUAUGAAGGAGGAUCUGGCUGCACCAAAACAAGUUGAAGCAUUCACACACAAGCAACCUGAAGUGUGGCAGAAUCUUCUGUCUGAAUUUCAGAACUUGAUCGGCGAAUCUACGUUAUGA